This is a messenger RNA of Penicillium psychrosexuale, 1587 nucleotides long. RefSeq names its product phosphotransferase family protein. The transcript has 2 exons. The record is from RefSeq and is a predicted model, not a curated record. Bases 1 to 1587 code for a protein of 528 amino acids. NCBI's taxonomy places the organism in Eukaryota, Fungi, Ascomycota, Eurotiomycetes, Eurotiales, Aspergillaceae.
AUGGAGAAAGAAGAAACUCCGCUCUUUGAGUACAGUGAGUUCGACGUAGCCGCUCUAUGUCACCUCGCGAGUAAGAUACGACGGGAAAUCGCGUGCACAUGCGACUUGAAUCAACGUCCGCGACGAGGCGGCUUCAACUGGGCUGUUUUCGUUUUGUUUGAAGAUGGCGUCGAAUGGGUUCUUCGCUCGCCGGUGCAGAAUCACCCCGAGUUGUCUCACGCGAGUGCCGCCAAACUUCUUUCUAGCGAAGCUGCUACGCUCAAAUAUCUCAAAAUAUACACAGAUAUCCCUGUUCCUGAUGUUUACUCCUAUUGUGCCUAUCCAGACAACCCUCUCCGGAUCCCAUACAUUCUGAUGAGCAAGGCGGAGGGCAAGACGUUGGAAACAAUGUGGGGAGGAAAUGAUCUUCAUAAUCGUCUGGAUUCAAUCGAAAUUAACAAAGUGAUGUCUCAAUUGGGUCACAUUACAUGGAAACUUGCUCAAGUCCGGUUUCCCCAAAUUGGCUCUCUAUUUGAAGAAAAUGGAUCUUUUGUUAUUGGACAAUGCCUUUCAAGAGGCCAUAUACAGCACAAGAGACAUUCCUUGCGAGGAAUUCCUCGUGGACCGUUUACCAAAGAGAAUGAGUUCUACCUCAGCCUCAUAGCGGCUUUGAUAAAACACGCUGCAAAGCUGCCGUUAGUUCACCAUUGCUUUGCUGCACCGAUACCCUCUCGGAAUGACUACCCCAACACGGAUCUGUGGCAUGCUGCCUGGGACCUCUGGAGCCAAUUCGUCACUAUUGGACACAAAAUCGAAGGUGCCGCAAAUCGAGUUGACUAUACUAUUGCUGCUGAUGCGCUCACACAUUUGAUCUCUCAAUAUAAGGGCAACUGGCACGGAGUCACGUUUCCGAGCACCUUUGCACUCUGCCACCCAGAUCUCUCUACGAGCAACAUAUUCGUCGACGAUCAAUACAAUAUUACGUGCAUCAUCGAUUGGGCGUUCGCCACAACUGUCCCCCUUCCCUUGCUUUUGUUACCACCCGGAUUUCCUCGAUCGCGGCACAAGCUAGACGAGAGAUUCUGCCUUGGUUUCAUAGAUGGCUUCAAAGAUGCAGCACUCAAUGUGCAGCGUAAUCCAGUGGGCUUAUCUGUCCCCAAAGCUAUUCAGUGUGUCGAAAACAGCGAAUUUGCUUGGUGUCUCACAAGGCUCUUGGCAUUUGAUUCCACAGACGAUCUUUCACUUUUCCGUACCAUGUGGGAAUCAGUCGUCCUAUCAAACCAGAAGCUCGAGUCAUAUUUCUUUUCACAAAGAACUCUACCUCAUUUUCGAGACCUACACGAAAGAAUCAGACUCGAUGACUUCUCAGAAGUUCAUAUCCAAAAAUCAAAGACAGACCUUUUCACCAAACCGUUGACAUUCGAGCUGUCUUUGGCUCGUCAUUUGACAAUGGUUUCAGACUGGGGAUUCAACUACGACCCGUUGAAAUGUGCUGGCCUUCGAGAUACAGGGCAGAUAUUUAUAACUGACCGACGACUUUGGCGAUGGGUUUUGGAAUUCAAAAAGCAACACGGCGACAGGGUUGGCAUUGAAGAGUGCGAGUCUUAG